AUGUUGUUGAUCGGUGAUUCCGGUCAGUCUUUCCCCCCCGCUGGUGGACGUGGGGUGUUGUGAGAGGCGAGGGCUGAUGAAUGAUGAGACUCUUUCCCCCCUCCCGCUCGAACCGCUUUGCUCGCAUCACACGUCGUUCGUCACCAAAUGUUCGUGAUCGUCAAAUCUGCGCGCUUUCAUCUAUUCGCAACGUCGGACCGCUAUCGCCCGUCUACCUACACGAUUCGAAAUUAUCGGCGAAAACGCACGCCACGCUGCACGCGUCUCUCCCGUCGAACGCUUCACCCACAACCGAUGACCAAACCCCACCUAUUCUCCCCUCCGACGCACCACACUAUUCAAACAAAAACCAGGUGUGGGAAAAUCGUGCCUGUUGCUGCGUUUCUGCGACGACGCGUGGACGCCGUCCUUCAUCACCACGAUCGGGAUCGAUUUCAAGAUCCGUACGAUCGAGCUCGAUGGCAAGCGAAUCAAGUUGCAGAUCGUACGUCACUGUUCAAGAGGUUUACUCCUCUCGUGGGGGUUUAGGAGAAAUCUGGGGGGUGGGGGGGAGGGGGAAGACCAAAAAGUCUGAUACCGAGAGUUUGUAUGUCGCUUGUUGCGCAGUGGGAUACGGCCGGACAGGAACGCUUCCGAACGAUCACGACCGCGUACUAUCGCGGCGCGAUGGGUAUCUUGUUGGUUUACGACGUCACCGACGAGAGGAGUUUCAACAGUCAGUUUUGGGACUCGAUGCCUUUUCCAAAGGAAUGCCUUUUGAUGGGGAGUUCUGUUCGUGCUUUGCACAGACAUCCGAACGUGGCAUUCGAACGUUGAACAACAUGCGAGCGAGGGAGUCAACAAGAUCUUGAUCGGCAACAAGUGCGAUUGGUCCGAUAAGAAGGUGCGUCCGUUUAGGGAACGGGCGAGUCAAUAAGCAGAAUCGAUGUUGAUUUCUUCCUUGGGGCGGUAGGUCAUUACGGAACAACAAGGCCAAGAACUCGCAGACGAGUUGGGCUUGCGGUUCCUCGAGACUUCGGCCAAGACCAACAUCAACGUCGAGGAAGCCUUUUUCGCUUUGGCCAGGUCGGUUCAUUCCCCUAUAUCUUACACACUGUUGGGACCACCCACUCAAUAGCCUGCUUUCCUCGCUUGACGCCACUUGCAGGGACAUCAAAGCGCGAUUAAUCGACACGGUCGGUACCGACGGCGCCGGAGGCUCGAACGGUGGCAACGGCGGGUCGAGCAACAGCGUAGGGUUGAACGAAGCAGGGGGACAGUCCAAGAGUGGGUGUUGCUAG
Microbotryum saponariae is the source of this 1280-nucleotide messenger RNA. The record is from the annotation of a GenBank genome assembly. Lineage: Eukaryota; Fungi; Basidiomycota; Microbotryomycetes; Microbotryales; Microbotryaceae.